Phytophthora nicotianae INRA-310 is the source of this 2166-nucleotide messenger RNA. RefSeq names its product diaminopimelate decarboxylase. Gene Ontology annotation, molecular function: diaminopimelate decarboxylase activity. The record is from RefSeq and is a predicted model, not a curated record. Lineage: Eukaryota; Oomycota; Peronosporomycetes; Peronosporales; Peronosporaceae. Bases 44 to 1312 code for a protein of 422 amino acids. The transcript is spliced from 2 exons.
UGCGUGGACAACUCACACCUCAACUCUCUUCCGACCCAAGACCAUGCCGUUGCCGCUCCCCACGUCCGCACUGCAGCGCCUGGACGCGCUUGCUGAGACCUACGGCACCCCGCUGCAGCUCUACGAUGAGCAGCUGAUCCGCGACAACGCUCGUCGCUUGCUAUCCGCUUUCCGCGCGCACUUCCCGGACUUUCAGCAGUUCUACGCUGUCAAGGCGCUGCCUAACCCGGCUAUCCUCAAGCUGCUGCACCAGGAGGGCUGCGGCAUGGACUGCAGCUCCUCGGCCGAGCUUCACAUUGUGAAGGAGCUGGGUGUUCCGGGCGACCAGGUCAUCUUCACGUCCAACUUCACUGCGCAGAAGGACCUUGCCACGGCCUUUGACCAGGGUGUCAUCAUGAACCUGGACGAUGUGUCGCUCGUCGACAGCCUUGUGGCUGUGCGUGGCAAGUGCCCCGAACUCAUGAGCUUCCGCCUCAACCCAGGCCUCGGUCGCACCGACUCGGAGACCAAAUCCAACGUGCUGGGUGGUCCCGAUGCCAAGUUCGGUGUGCCUCCCUUUCAGAUCGUUGAUGCCUACCGUAAGGCGCAGCAGGCUGGUGCCAAGCGUUUCGGCAUCCACAUGAUGACCGGGUCGUGCGUCAUGAACCAGGAUUACUGGCGCGAGACUGUCACGGUGCUCUUCAACACCAUCGUGCAGCUCAAGAAGGAGCUCGGCAUCGAGUUCGAGUUCAUGAACAUCGGUGGAGGUCUCGGUAUCCCGUACCGUGAGGACCAGGAGCCCGUGAACGUUGAGGCUAUUGCUAAGAUGCUGCGCGAGGUUUUCGACGAAGCUAUGAAGGAGCACGGACUCACGACGUUGCCUCGAUUGUGCAUGGAGAACGGCCGCUUUAUGACUGGCCCGUUCGGUUGGUUGGUCACGCGCUGCGAGGCCAUCAAGGAGACGUACGGUCGCUACUACGGUGUUGAUGCUUGUAUGGCUCAUCUGAUGAGACCUGGAAUGUAUGGCGCUUUUCACCACAUUUCCAUCCCGGCUCGCGCGAACGAGGAGGUUUCUCCUUCACACGUUGUGGGUACUCUGUGCGAGAACAACGACUGGUUCGCCAAAGACCGUUCGCUGCCCAAGGCGCAGGUGGGCGACCUGUUUGUCAUCCACGACACUGGUGCUCACUCGCACUCGAUGGGAUUCCAGUACAAUGGCAAGCUCCGUGCACCUGAGGUUCUCCUGCGUGCCGACGGCAGUGACUCGCUCAUUCGCGAACGCGAGACUUACGAGGCUCUGUACGGCAACUGCGUGAUCCCUGCGGACCUGUAAAUACCUAGACAAGAACGUUGGCGAUAGACGAGCACCAGGACGCAUUUCGUUUCCAAGCUCCUCCUCAAGAUAAUCGAUUAUUUUGAACGCGCGUCAAUAAUUUCUUUUAGAGAAGAAUCAAUUGAUGAGUAUGAAUUGGUUAUGUUUGACGUGUCUAGCCGCCGAUACCACGUGCCACGCCCUUCUCCUCGCUCUGCUGGCCGGCGAAGUUGUUGAAGAUCUGCUCAAGUGUGGUCUGCGAGACAGCGUACUCGCGGAUUCCUAGCUGCUGCUUGCUGCCUUCAACGCAUCGGAACACGCUCGCCAGCCGCGGGACUUGACCCGUGAGCUUAUAGCGACACAGAUCAUUCUGCCGUUCAAGAAGCUUCACACCAGUGUUGGCGUUAACAGCAAAGCUUUCGCGCAAGAAUUCAUCCAGCGACAGGAAUCGCUCCUCAGCAGCCCACCACGCGCAAAGCAUGCCCAGUCGCAACGUUCCAUCGCGCUCCAGCGCCGCGGCCAAUGCAUACCCGGUGGCAUGGUUCAUCACAACCUUAUCUGCCCAGGAUGCAUCACCAAGCGCCUCACAUUUGGCCCGCAGCUCUUCUCGAGGGAAUGUCGUCGUCGGAGCACUACCGCCGAAUACGGACGCUACGCGGGCUGCAAUGUCGUGUGUCGGUGUCCCUUUAAGCUUCAAUUCGAGCAUGAGGCCAUCACCGAAGCGAUGUUUCAAGUGCUGCACACUGCCAAGACAACGCAGUCGACCACCCACCAUGAUACCAACACGAGUACACAGCGCCUCGCACUCUUCCAUGCUGUGCGUGGUGAGGAUGAUCGUCGAUUCCUUCCGUUGUGUGGAAAUGGCAGCGAUGACG